UAUCAGCUUCGUUACAUUUAGCCAAGCUUCUCAGCUCAAUAUCAAGUUGCCCAGAUAAUCAUAUAUUGCCAACAUGCAGAACCUGAUCAAGAGUCGUGCAGCCUUUGAGAUAUUGAAGAAGCCGCUGCCGAAGCUUUCACAUUGCUACAGGGACAGCGAAAGCGAGAGCGACAGCGAUAACGAUAACGAUAACGAGGACACGGCUGCAACAACAAUAGGUGCAACAAGUGCCACAGCUGCAACCAACACUGUGGGGCAACUCAAUGUGAAUGCCUCUGAGUUUGUGCCACGCUCAAAGGUUGCCAGUGAACCGGAAAAUGCAACCCUGGCCGAGCUGAAGCGUCACCUUGAGGCUUUAGACGAGCGCAAGCCAACGCAACAAAGAUUGUUGCUGCCCUGGAGAGGAUUUCCCAAACCCAUGCGGGUGGAGCGCCCCAGCAAUGCGACCCUUGUCACAGAGCAGAAACUUAUCGAAAAGCCAGACGAAAUCAAAAACAGUUUAAGCUUAAAACGCUCCCAGACAGACAAAGAGGCGCAAACCAUGGGCAUACGCAAGAAGCAAUUAAAGGAGAAGACCUCGAUGAAGGAUUCCGUGCCCGAUGAGAGAAAGCGUGAACAGGAACGCAAAGUGGCAUUGGAGGCGUUGAAACUUGUCGAGCAACGACGCAUGCGUGAGUCUCUCGAGGAGAAGCCACAGAUCAUAGUGCAUCUCAAUCGCUCUCCCGUGAAUUUUACGCCGGAAGAACGUGUGCGUGUGGAUCGACUGCGUUUGAUUAAGAGGGAACACAUUGAGCGUGUACUGCGCGAAAUGGAGCUGGAAAUGAAAAAGCAUAAGACUCAAUCCAUACAUUCAACAGGUCGCUACGUUGGACUGCAACGCGCUGCCAAAAAGGAUUCAGAGAUGAACACGGAGACGGAGUCAAAGCAGCAGAUACAGACGAAUACAGAGCCGGAAUCGGAAUCGGAGAAGCAGCCACCACGACGUUAUAUACCUACUGUCAAGCAGUGGGAUGAACGAUGCAAAGCCAAGGCUCAUGUGACAGCUGCCAAUAAAGAGAACGCCAUGACUCGCAAACCUCUAGUUCGACCUGAGGAGAAUGUCACCAUUCAACGUGCUAUGAUUUCCUCAAGUGUGGACAACAUAAUGCCCUCAACUAUUGCCAGCAUCAACAGCAAUUGUGAUAACAAGGAGCAACAACAGCACAAGGAUCGCGAACUGUUUGUGCCACGCUAUUGGCCACCAGCUCCCUUGGUGGCAAGUGGCGAGAAGCGUCGUGGCAACUUGACCCAUGCCCGCAACAUUUCACGCGCCUUUGCCAAUUGCGGACUGCUGCCGACCCCGACCCUCCCUGGAGCUGAGCAUGUAAAUCAUUUUACUGAACCAAUCUAUGAGCUGCAGAACGCAACGAAGUCUGUGAAACGCUACGGAAUGGAUGAACUGCUCGACUUGGAGCCACAGCCACAUGAACUACGGAAGCCCUACAUCCAUCUGGAACUCCGAAAGCUCGGUUUUAUGUGCGAAUAGCUGCAACAGUCUGGAGUCAGUAGAUAUUCUAUAUAUGAACCUCUCCUUAACCCUUUCCCCGUCUGUCUUUGUUUCUGUUCAUUUGUGAAUUAUUCAGUUCGUUUGUUAUUAUUUAUGAUAUGAUGUUUAUCCAGU
Molecule: messenger RNA, 1660 nt
Organism: Drosophila innubila
Lineage: Eukaryota; Metazoa; Arthropoda; Insecta; Diptera; Drosophilidae
Exons: 2
Coding region: 74-1525 (483 amino acids)
Source: RefSeq, a predicted model, not a curated record